Messenger RNA from Octodon degus (degu), 771 nucleotides. RefSeq names its product olfactory receptor 8B12-like. Gene Ontology annotation, biological process: G protein-coupled receptor signaling pathway; sensory perception of smell. The record is from RefSeq and is a predicted model, not a curated record. Bases 1 to 771 code for a protein of 256 amino acids. Lineage: Eukaryota; Metazoa; Chordata; Mammalia; Rodentia; Octodontidae. Gene Ontology annotation, cellular component: membrane. Gene Ontology annotation, molecular function: odorant binding; olfactory receptor activity; G protein-coupled receptor activity. The transcript is spliced from 2 exons.
AUGGUGGAAAGGCAUGGCAAGAUCAACAGUGCACAGCUCAUAGGGGUUGUGAAGCAGAGUAAGACAACAGGGCCUGGAAGAAGCAGCCAGGGAACAGACAGAAACACAAUCUUGCGUGCUGGGUGCCUGACUCAGCUCUUUUUCUUCUGCUUCUGUGGCGUUUCUGAGGCCUUCAUCCUUUCAGCAAUGGCCUAUGACCGCUAUGUUGCCAUCCGUAACCCACUGGUGUAUGCAGUCACCAUGUCUCCCUGGGUGUGUUCCCUCCUGUUAUUAGGUGUUUAUGGGAUGGGGUUUGCUGGGGCCAUGAUCCACACAGGAAACAUAAUGAGUCUGACCUUCUGUUCUGACAACCUUAUCAAUCAUUUCAUGUGUGAUAUCUUCCCUGUCCUUGAGCUAUCCUGUAACAGUACAGAUGCAAAUCAGUUGGUGGUCUUUAUUGCUGUGGGCAUUAUCAUUGGCAUACCAACCAUCGCUAUCUUCAUUUCUUAUGCUCUCAUCCUGUCUAGCAUUCUUCACAUUCGUUCCACAGAGGGUAGAUCCAAGGCUUUCAGCACCUGCAGCUCCCACAUGAUUGUAGUUUCUCUUUUCUUUGGUUCUGGGGCUUUUGCAUAUCUCAAACCACCAUCCAUUUUUCCCCUCGACCAAGGAAAAGUGUCUUCUCUGUUUUAUACCAUUGUGGUACCUAUGCUAAAUCCUUUAAUCUAUAGCUUGAGGAAUAAGGAUGUCAAAAUUGUUUUGAGGAAAGCCUUGAACAGAAAAAUACUUUCCUAA